UAAAUAUGCUCAGAUCUCAUUUCAAAAUGGCGGACGAAGGAUUCGGAAUGUCUGCCGAAAACAGAAGAGCGGAGCAGGAGAGAGCUGCGCUGAGAAAUGAGAUUCGAAGAGACUAUCAGAGAAAAGUUAAUGAUCCAAAGGCAAAGGGGAUGGUGCUGGAUCCCGCUGUAGUCCGGUGGAACCACGCCAGACAUAGCUCCUACCAGUUCUUCAAAGCUACUCCCAAAUCCUCUCUUGUGGGUUUUUUCUGUGGACUUCUACCUCCUUUGGGCUUGAUUUACAUCUUUGACAGAUACAAGAAAUAUGAGAAAAGAAUGUUUGCAGAGGGCAAGUGGACAAAACCCAGGGCACUACUGAGAGGAUAACUGCCUUCAUUUGCUCUUCUAAAUCCAGUGGGUGUAACAGAAGAUACCAUAACCUCCAUUUCCCCUUGAUGGAUUUGUAACUGCAGAUUUGUACAGUGACAAGUUAAACAUUCAAAGUAUUUCCGGUUUCAGAAAUGCAAAGAAUAGUGUGCAGUGGAGUGAACCACAUUAAAUGGCCAGAGAUGAAGCUUAUUGGCUGUUUACAAAGGAUGGUUGUGUUGAAAAAUCACACAUUUUAUUCAAAUUCAGUUUUCUGUUGUAAAAGUGAAAGUUAUAAGUAAUGGAUGCUUUCUCCAUCCAAGGCCCAAAUGUUUCAAUAACAGAAUGCUUUCAUUUUUAACCAAAUGCCUUUAGAGAAGUUCACAAAAGUCCACCUGGUUUAAUUAUAAAUACAUAACAAAACUGACUGCUUGACUUGCUAGCAGACCAACUAAUGUUACAAGGAAAUGUUCUAAUUUGUUUUGAAAGUGUGAGUAUUAAAGAUUGAUUUUUCAGAUACGGAAAAUUAUA
This is a messenger RNA of Acanthaster planci (crown-of-thorns starfish), 875 nucleotides long. Its product is annotated as NADH dehydrogenase [ubiquinone] 1 beta subcomplex subunit 4-like. NCBI's taxonomy places the organism in Eukaryota, Metazoa, Echinodermata, Asteroidea, Valvatida, Acanthasteridae. The record is from RefSeq and is a predicted model, not a curated record. Gene Ontology annotation, cellular component: mitochondrion; respiratory chain complex I.